This is a messenger RNA of Jatropha curcas, 1724 nucleotides long. RefSeq names its product Pentatricopeptide repeat (PPR) superfamily protein. Gene Ontology annotation, cellular component: mitochondrion. Lineage: Eukaryota; Viridiplantae; Streptophyta; Magnoliopsida; Malpighiales; Euphorbiaceae. The record is from RefSeq and is a predicted model, not a curated record. Gene Ontology annotation, molecular function: protein binding.
GUCUCGCUCCUUUUUGGAAAUGUUGCUCCGGUCCAUUCGUAGAAACCUUGCCGCCGCCGCACGUCACUUCUCGGGGCAAGCAGCGGCAACGGUGUCGGAGAGGCCCGUUAAUAGCGGACGAGAAGUCACGAGAAAAGGUGGUGGAGGAGACACGCUGGGAAGGAGAUUAUUUAGUCUUGCGUACGCGAAACGUAGUGCCGUAAUUGCUAUACAGAAAUGGAAAUCGGAGGGACACUCUGUGCAGAAGUAUCAGCUUAAUCGUAUUGUUAGAGAGCUCCGAAAGCUAAAGCGGUACAAGCAUGCCCUCGAGGUUUGUGAAUGGAUGACACAAGAGCGAGAAAUUAAGCUCUUGCCAGGUGACUAUGCAGUGCACUUGGACCUGAUUGCUAAGGUACGUGGUCUAAACAGUGCAGAAAAGUUUUUUGAGGAUUUGCCUGAUGAAAUGAGAGGAUGGCACACCUGCACAGCUCUUCUUCAUACUUAUGUUCAGUUUAAGUUGCUUUCUAAAGCUGAGGCUUUGAUGGAGAAAAUGGCCGAAUGUGGUUUCAUGAAGAAUCCCCUUCCUUAUAAUCACAUGCUAACUCUGUAUGUUGCAAAUGAACAGUUUGAGAAGAUUCCAGGAAUCAUUAAGGAAUUAAAGAAAAACACUUCCCCUGAUGUUGUUACUUACAAUCUGUGGCUAAGGGUAUGUGCCUCACAGAAUGAUAUAAAAACGGCAAAGGAGGUUCUUUUAGAACUGAAGAAGGCAAAAAUAGAUCCAGACUGGAUAACAUAUAGUACAUUGUCCAACUUAUACAUAAAAAACGAACUUUUGGAAGAUGCAGCAUCUACUUUGAAGGAGAUGGAGAAAAGGGCCUGGAGGAAAAAUCGACUCGCUUAUUCUUCCCUUCUCAGUUUGCAUACAAGCAUGGGAAAUAAGGAUGGGUUGCAUCGAAUCUGGAAUAAGAUGAAAUCACUGUUUCGCAAAAUGAAUGAUGCUGAAUAUAUUUGUAUGAUUUCUUCACUUGUGAAACUUGAGGAGAUUGAAAAAGCAGAGAAGCUUUACUCCGAGUGGGAGUCAGUUUCUGGAACAUGUGAUCCUCAGGUCUCAAACAUACUUCUAGCUGCUUAUAUCAAUAGAAACCGAAUGGAAGAAGCUGAAAAAUUUCAGCAACGCAUGGUGCAGAAGGGCAUUCGACCUUGUUACACUACUUGGGAGCUUCUUACAUGGGGUCAUUUGAAAGAUAAGCAGAUGGAAAAUGUUUUAGAUUAUUUUAAGAAAGCCAUUAGUAGUGUUAAAAAAUGGAGUCUGGACAAAAGGUUGGUUGGAGAAAUAUUUAAGAAUCUUGAGGAGAGAGGAGAUGUUGAAGGAGCAGAGGAAUUUCUGGUCAUGCUUCGGAAUGCUGGCCAUGUGAGUACAGAGAUAUAUAAUUCUCUUCUACGAACUUAUGCUAAAGCAGGUGUAAUGCCCCUAAUAAUAGCAGAGCGUAUGGGGAAAGAUAAUGUUGAGUUAAACGAAGAAACACAUAGGCUGAUCCAAACUACAAGCAACAUGUGUGUGAGUGAAGUCUCAAGCUUUGUGUCGUAGUGAAAACAUAAAAUUUUUACCUCGUCAGCUACCUGGAGUUAUUAGGAGGUUUUGUGUGGUAAAAUCUUUGUUCAAUUUAAUUAAUUUUGUUGUCAAUGGAUGACAAUUCAAGAAGUUAAUGACAAAUACGCAUGAUGUUAUUGUUUAUGCACUUGAA